Seriola aureovittata is the source of this 1551-nucleotide messenger RNA. RefSeq names its product RWD domain containing 4 (gene rwdd4). Lineage: Eukaryota; Metazoa; Chordata; Actinopteri; Carangiformes; Carangidae. The transcript is spliced from 6 exons. The record is from RefSeq and is a predicted model, not a curated record. Bases 141 to 719 code for a protein of 192 amino acids. Gene Ontology annotation, molecular function: protein binding.
GUGUACUGGCAUGGUGUCAGUGGUUGUAGCAGUUGGGGAAGUUGUGAAAUUAAAACAGUGAAGUUUUAAUGAGAGAAAUGGGUCGUUAACUGUGGAAGUUUUAUAGGUUUGAAGCUGUGAACAGAAACAGGAGGAGAACCAUGACAGCGAACGAGGAUCAAGAGAUGGAGCUGGAGGCUCUGCGCUCCAUCUAUGAAGGGGAUGAGGGUUUCAAGGAAGUCAGCCCAGUGUCAUUUCAGUUUAGGAUAGGAAACCUUGAGGACAUCAAAGCUUUCAUCCUGGACAUCACAUGGCCAGAGACGUAUCCUGAGACAGCCCCCGAAAUCUCCCUUGAUGCCUUUUUCAACAAUAGGAUCUCUGCAGAGACGAAGCAGAUGAUCCUGUCAAAGCUGGAGGAGCAAGUGGAGGCAAACCUGGGGACCGCCAUGAUGUACACCCUGUUUGAGUGGGCCAAGGAUAACCAGGAAGCACUCAUGGAGAACCAUAAACCUGUAGUGACAGCUGUGGCGUUGACAUCAAGCAGUGAUGUAACAACAACCAGCUCAACAACCAAGAAGAGGGAGAAGAAGGAACAGCUGACAAAAGCUCAGAAGAGGAGGAUCAUCAACAGAACAGAUAAUAAAGGAGAACUGCCUCGAGGCUGGAACUGGGUGGAUGUUAUUAAAGUAGGUGCAUUUCACCUUUUCUCCACUAGAUGGUGCAGCACCUCUUACCUCUGAGUCUAGCAAUAUGAUGAACUAACUUCUUUUUGUUCUGUUGUCUCUUCUCCCUGCUCGUUGAUACAACCGUCCUCCAGCAUGUAAGUGAAACCAUCUCAGUUAAAAUGUCUUUAAACGUCCUCAACAACACAGACCUGUGUUACAUGUGUUUUUGUGUUUUUGUUGCAGUUGAGUAAAACAGGCGGGAAAGACAACGACUAAGCCUGAGGGCGGUGCCCUGAUGCUGCUUCAUGCGAGACACUGGAGUGAAGUGUGACAUCACUGCAGCCUGUCGAUGCUGCCAUCUACAAGCCCUCACAUCCAACCUCACCAACAUGCUACAAUUACAGUGGCCCAUCCACCCUGACAACCAAAGCAGGCUGGGUAACGGUCAACCUGAGGACACACACACACACAUUCAGCUAAACUGACACUUUGAGCUGGGGAUGUAUCAGCUGUGUUUUAUGUGUUUGUGGUGUUUGUGGAAAGCAUUUGUGUGAAGAGGAGCUCAUCAUCAAGUUUUAUUGGCUCACUUUUUCCCCAGAUAGUCUUCUGUCAUCUGUCAGGGUGGAGCGUGUCUGAGAUACUCACUGCCAUGAUUUCACUCAGCGAGGUUCAGCCCAGCUCUCAGGCUCUGAGCCAUAAGUGUUGGAUUGUGGUUCUAAAUGGAGCAGCAGCAGUCGAGCAGCAUCCUGCUGUUAUUCUGAGGUGUCGUGUUACUUUGUGAAAGCAGAGAAGUUUUUAAUAACACUUAACACAUUUCUUCUCUCACCUUAUUUUCAUAGAUGUUUCUUUUUCCCAAUGAUUGAAAAAGUUACAAUUUUUAUAUAUAAAUAAAACCUGAUUUGCUCUG